AUGUCACCAAAAGCGGUUAACGUUCGAGUACUUACAAUGGACUCUGAACUUGAAUUUGCCAUACAACCAAAUACAACUGGCAAGCAACUAUUCGAUCAAGUUGUGAAAACAAUUGCUCUUCGUGAAAUAUGGUUUUUUGGCCUUCAAUAUACGGAUUCAAAAGAUUUUCCAUGUUGGCUAAAAUUAAAUAAAAAAGUGUUAGGUCAAGAUAUAAAAAAGAAUUCACCGCAAACAUUAACAUUCAAAUUUCGUGCUCGUUUCUUUCCUGAAGAAGUAUCCGAAGAACUCAUUCAAGAAAUAACACAAAAAUUAUUUUUUCUUCAAGUCAAAGAAUCAAUUCUUACGGAAGAAAUCUAUUGUCCACCGGAAACAUGUGUUCUACUUGCAUCCUAUGCAAUGCAAGCUAAACAUGGUGAUUUCAAUGAUGAAAAUCACCGACCUGGAUCGUUAGUUAACGAACGUCUUUUGCCCAAACGUGUCAUGGAACAAUUUCAAUUGUCACCGGAAGAAUGGGAAAAGCGUGUUGUCAACUGGUGGAAAGAACAUCGGGGAAUGCUCAAAGAAGAAGCAAUGCUCGAAUAUCUUAAGAUUGCUCAGGAUCUUGAAAUGUAUGGUGUCAACUAUUUCGAUAUUCGUAAUAAAAAAGGUACUGAACUUUAUCUUGGUGUUGAUGCACUCGGCCUUAAUAUAUAUGAUAAACAAGACAGAUUAACACCUAAAAUUGGCUUUCCAUGGAGUGAAAUAAGAAAUAUAUCAUUCAACGAUAAAAAAUUUGUUAUCAAACCAAUGGAAAGAAAAUCACCAGAUUUCAUUUUUUAUGCACCAAGACUUCGUAUCAAUCGACGAAUAUUAUCACUUUGUAUGGGUAACCAUGAAUUAUAUAUGCGUCGUCGAAAAGCAGAUUCAAUUGAAGUACAACAAAUGAAGGCACAAGCUCAAGAAGAAAAAAUGGCUCGUCUACAAGAAAGAGAACGAAUUCAAGCUGAAAUUGAACGUCGUAAACAAGCUGAACAAGAACGUGAAGCAAUGAGAAGAAAAGUUGACGAUCUUGAACGUAGUGCAGCCGAAGCUCGACGAGCUUUGGAAGAUCAAAGUCGUAUAACGAAAGAAUUAGAAGAAAAACGAAAACAAGCAGAAGAAGCUCAAUUACGUUUGAAACAAGAACGAGAAGAAGCCGAAAGAGAACAUGAAAGAAUGAUGGAACGCGUUCGAUAUGAACAAGAAGAAAAGGAUAAAAUUGUGCAAGAAAUUGAACAAGCUCGUCGAUUAGCUGACCAAAAAGCUGUUGAAGCUCAACAAAAAGAGAAUGAAGCCCGAGAACUGGAAGAACAAUUACGUGAAGCUAAACUGAGACAUCGUCACUAUAAACGAGGACCUUCUCGUCCUUUGGUACUUCAAGCUCAACAACAUCCUAAUAAUCAUACUAAUAAUAAUCAUUAUACAGAACAUCCCGGCGAAUAUGGAAAUCCAAUGGAAGAUGAAGAAAGUGAUGAAGAAGAAAAUAAUUCAAGUCGUAAUGGACGAGGCGUGGAACUUCUUACAAAUGAAUAUGCUUCACGUCAUGAAGAAAAUCGUACUACUGCUACAACAAAAGAUCUUAAUAUGAAACGAAAACUUGAGGCUCUCAAAGACGAAUUGGGUUCUGUUCAAAAUUCCAGCAAGGAAGAACGAAAAUGUCUUCGACAGCAACAACAAAAAGCCGAGACACGCGAAGAUAAGAUCUAUCGGGAGAAUAUUUUUGAUCAAGGUAUCGAUAAAUAUCAAACACUAAAGAAGAUCCGUCAAGGAACGGUUAAACGACGUAUUGAUGAAUUCGAAGCGAUGUGA
This is a messenger RNA of Rotaria socialis, 1827 nucleotides long. The record is from the annotation of a GenBank genome assembly. NCBI's taxonomy places the organism in Eukaryota, Metazoa, Rotifera, Eurotatoria, Philodinida, Philodinidae.